This is a messenger RNA of Choloepus didactylus (southern two-toed sloth), 737 nucleotides long. RefSeq names its product dynactin subunit 6 (gene DCTN6). The transcript has 7 exons. NCBI's taxonomy places the organism in Eukaryota, Metazoa, Chordata, Mammalia, Pilosa, Megalonychidae. Bases 67 to 639 code for a protein of 190 amino acids. Gene Ontology annotation, molecular function: dynein complex binding. The record is from RefSeq and is a predicted model, not a curated record. Gene Ontology annotation, cellular component: dynactin complex. Gene Ontology annotation, biological process: mitotic spindle organization.
AGAGAUCAUCGCUCUAACCAGGCCGUUAAAUCGAUCUCUGCUCUUAUUGGAGACCGGGGCCGUACCAUGGCGGAGAAGACUCAAAAAAGUGUGAAGAUUGCUCCUGGAGCAGUUGUGUGUGUAGAAAGUGAAAUCAGGGGAGAUGUAACUAUAGGGCCAAGGACGGUGAUCCACCCUAAAGCACGAAUUAUUGCAGAAGCCGGGCCAAUAGUGAUUGGUGAAGGGAACCUAAUAGAAGAACAGGCCCUUAUUAUAAAUGCUCACCCAGAAAAUAUCACCCCUGAUGCUGGAGAUUCGGAACCCAAACCUAUGAUCAUUGGCACCAAUAAUGUGUUCGAAGUUGGCUGUUAUUCCCAAGCCAUGAAAAUGGGAGAUAAUAAUGUUAUUGAAUCAAAAGCAUAUGUAGGCAGAAAUGUAAUAUUAACGAGUGGUUGCAUCAUCGGGGCCUGUUGCAACCUGAAUACUUUUGAAGUCAUCCCUGAGAACAUGGUGAUCUAUGGAGCAGACUGCCUUCGUCGGGUGCAGACUGAGCGACCACAGCCCCAGACACUACAGCUGGAUUUCCUGAUGAAAAUCCUACCCAACUACCACCACCUAAAGAAGACAAUGAAAGGGAGCUCAACUCCAGUUAAGAACUAAGAACAAUGUGUGAUACCAAGAUAACGUUUCAUCCUUGACCACAGUCUUUUGAAAGGGCUACAGUGUUUAAAAUGCAGUCUUAUCAACUCGCAGAAUAA